AGGGGCCUGACAAAGGACGUGUUUUCAAGUUGCAGCCUUUGGGAACACUGCCAGAAGUUGUUGACGAGCAGUUGUAAUCCUUCCCCAGCCCCCUCCACAUGAACACAAAAGCAAGCUGAUAUAUCUCCCAGCCAAGCCUCUCUUUGCAGUGUAACCAAUAAAAAGUGGACUCUAACCUGACUGAUUGCAUCAAAAUACUUUGCAAAGCAAAAGGAAACAGAGAGCUUUUGAAAAGACCAGUUCCUUCACAAACAUCACAGAAGCCCAGCGAGUUUUCGGUAAAGCAGCCGACAAGAUUUUGAAAGUUGGCAAAUGGAAAGCACGGAGGUUUCCGGAAGUGCGUCUUGGCUCAGUCUCCAGGAAUUCCUGAUAUUCCUGACUGUCUUCUUGCUGGUAACUCUGGUGAUCCGGGGGAGAAGGAAAGGCAAUCUGCCUCCGGGGCCCUCUACCUGGUCUAUCGUUGGAAACAUCUUCCACCCUGACCAGCCUGCUCCACAAGUCGUGGCUGCUGAGCUCUCCAGGAAAUAUGGAAACAUUUUCACGACGCAUAUCCUGUGGAUACCAAUCAUUAUUCUGAAUGGCUUUCAAACCGUCCAGGAGGCUCUGAUCCAGCAGGGCAGAGAAUUCGCGGGGCGACCAUACUUGCAUAUCACUGACCUUCUGUCAAAAGGUCAAGGUAUUCUCUUGGCCAACUAUGGCAGGUCCUGGAAACAGCAACGUAAGUUCACCCUGACUGUCCUGAGAAACUUUGGUUUAGGGCAAUUUGCCUUUGAGGACAGAAUAUUGGAAGAGGCUCAUUACUUAGCUGCAGCUUUCAGAGAAUCUGAAGAGUCUUCCUUUGAUCCCCAAGCCAUCAUCACCAGUGCUGUUUCCAAUGUGACCUGCAAAGUCAUCUUCGGCGAGCGUUUCCAUUACCAGGACAGGAAAUUCACAAGACUUGUCGCGUUGUUCGAUGAGGCUCUGAAACUUCAGGGAGGAUUCUGGGCAAUGGUUUGUGCUGCAGUUCCCAACAUCCAUCAUUUCCCAGGGCCUCAUCAGAGGAUCUUUGAAAACAAGGUUCAAAUCGAAGCUAUUCUCCAGGAUUUCAUCCAACAGCACAAAGACUCACUGGAUGCUGAAAGGAUCCGUGAUUUCAUUGAUGCCUACCUGCUGGAAAUGGAGAAGGAACGUAACUUCCCUGGUUCUUGUUUAACGGAUGGAAACCUGCUGUAUAAUAUUUACGACCUCUUCCUGGCCGGCACUGAAACCACCAUGACCACACUCCGCUGGGCUCUUCUGUAUAUGAUGGCUUAUCCGGAUGUACAAGAGAAGUGCCAGAAGGAGAUUGACGAGGUGAUUGGCAGCUCCCGCGACCCAUCAUUGGACGACAGGCCCAAAAUGCCUUAUGUUAACGCUGUCAUUCAUGAGGUUCAAAGAUUCGGCAACAUUAUUCCGUUUUCAGUCAGUCAUGCUACAACACAAGACACUGAAUUUAUGGGAUACACUUUGAAAAAGGGCACUGUUGUUUUAAUAAACCUGUCAUCAGUCUUGCUUGAGGAGAGCCAAUGGAAACAUCCAAACCAGUUCAACCCCGAAAACUUUCUGAAUGAAAAUGGAGAGUUCUUCAAACCAGAUGCCUUCAUUCCAUUCUCGAUGGGUUUGCGAGCGUGCAUUGGGGAGAAACUAGCCAAAAUGGAGCUCUUCCUUUUCUUCACCGUUCUGCUUCAGAACUUUGAGUUUCGUUGGCCUGACAAAACCUCACCUCCAGACCUCAAAGGCUCGUACAAAAUUAUAAUGGCACCACGACCUUAUAAGCUGGAACUAAGGAGUAGGAUGGUCCACAACAAUGGCCUGUGAAUGGCAGUGAUAAGGAAGUGGGUUUCUCUCCAGAGAAGGCUUGUGAAUCAAUGAUAAGGAGAUGGAUCAUGUUUCUUUAUCUCAUGAUUGGCAAUAUAGAGGGUGGUUUACAUAUGUUUGAAUGCAAAUAGGCUAUUUGGCCCUUCUAGACCCAUGCCACCAUUCAAUUGGAUCAUUGCUGGUCUAUAACUAACUCCAUUGACCCAUUUCUGUUCCAUCUGUCUCAGUUAGAAAACCUUAUUGAUCUCAGUCAUGAGUUGGAGAUGCCAGUGUUGGACUGGGGUGUACAAAGUUAAAAAUCACACAACAGCAAGUUAUAGUCCAACAGGUUUAAUUGGAAGCACACUAGCUUUCGGAGCGCCGUUCCUUCAUCAGGUAGUUGACAACACCUGAUGAAGGAGCAUCGC
Hemiscyllium ocellatum (epaulette shark) is the source of this 2243-nucleotide messenger RNA. RefSeq names its product cytochrome P450 2D6-like. The transcript is spliced from 9 exons. The record is from RefSeq and is a predicted model, not a curated record. The coding region runs from base 313 to 1836 and encodes 507 amino acids. Gene Ontology annotation, biological process: xenobiotic metabolic process. Gene Ontology annotation, cellular component: cytoplasm; intracellular membrane-bounded organelle. Gene Ontology annotation, molecular function: heme binding; oxidoreductase activity, acting on paired donors, with incorporation or reduction of molecular oxygen, reduced flavin or flavoprotein as one donor, and incorporation of one atom of oxygen; iron ion binding. Lineage: Eukaryota; Metazoa; Chordata; Chondrichthyes; Orectolobiformes; Hemiscylliidae.